AUGGACUGCAGUCAGCUGAAUAAGUUGACAGAAAAUGAGAGGAGUCAGAUUAUUAGGCGUCUGCAGACUGGGUCUGAAAUGAUGGUGUACCACCAGAAGGCUGAAAGACUCAUCGUAAAAAAAAUCAUAAUUGAAACGAAGCAAGUGGCUGUAUUCUGCUCUCCUCACAAAAUAAGCACAGCAUGUAUGAUGGGCUACAGUCAGCUGGAUGAGUUGACAGAAAAUAAGAGGAGUCAGAUUAUUAGGUGUCUGCAGACUGGGUCUGAAAUGAUGGUGUACCACCAGAAGGCUGAAAGACUCACUGUAAAAAUCAUAAUUGAAACGAAGCAAGUCGCUGUAUUCUGCUCUCCUGACAAAAUGAGCACAACAUUGAACAUCGCCGAGAUCAAAGAGAUCCGCCUAUGGAAGACAUCGGAGGAUUUCCCUCAAUUUAAAGAAAAUAAAAAAGUACGAAAAAUGUUUAACCAAUCAGUUCCACGGGACUUCAAAACCUGUUUCACCAUCUUUUAUGGCACAGAGUUCAUCUUAAAUUCAUUGAGUUUUAACGCUGAUUCAGUGGAGGAUGCAGAAAACUGGCUGACAGGACUCGAGUUACUCAGACAGGAGACACUGGCAGCUAACACACCAGAGAUUAUAGAGAGUUGGCUGUGGAAGCAGAUGUACUCUGUUGACCAGACAAAGAAAAACAGUAUUUCUAUGAAAGAGCUCAAGUCGCUUUUGCCUAAGAUGAACUUUAAAGUACCAGGUGGACGUUUUCUGAAGGACACAUUUUCGGCGUUGGGAGCAAAGAAUGAUGUUCUGGAUUUUGAGCAGUUUCACAAAUUCUACAAUCUGUUGAUAUUUGACAACCAAAAGAUGAUACUAGAAGAGUUUAAACAGGGUUUAAAUGCUUUCAUAAUGGGUAACAUAGAUCAGCCUAUUCAACUCUGCAAUUUUCAAAGAUUUCUUUUAUAUCAACAAAAAGAGACUUGGGCCAACAAUUUGAAUCAGGUGCAAGACUUAAUGACCAUCUUUAUAGACGGUACCAUGAGGAACACCAAUAAUCCAACAUUUACUGUUGAAGAGUUCCUCGGCUUUCUCUUCUCUAAAGAAAACUCUAUUUGGGAUGAGAAGUACUCUGAGUUAAAUCCACUGGAUAUGAACAACCCUCUGUCUCACUACUGGAUCAACUCAUCACACAACACAUAUUUGACUGGAGAUCAACUGUACAGUGAGUCAUCAACAGAAGCCUAUGUACGCUGUCUGAGACUGGGUUGCCGCUGCAUUGAGUUGGACUGCUGCAAUGGUCAAGACGAACCUGUCAUAUACCAUCUUUGGACCAGGACUUCAAAGAUAAAGUUUAAAGAUGUGGUGAAGGCCAUCAACGAUCAUGCUUUUGCAACAUCUGAGUAUCCUGUGGUCCUGUCCAUAGAGGAACACUGCAAUGUCCAGCAGCAGAAAAUCAUGGCCCAGUGGUUCAAGGAUAUUUUCCAAGACAAACUCUUGACUGAGCCAUUGGAACCAGAAGCCAAACAGCUUCCCUCACCAACCCAACUUAAGGGCAAGAUCAUCAUCAAGCACAAAAAACUGAAUAAUAAUGAGGAAAAGGAUCUAAGUAAAGGAGAUAAGCAGGGAGAACUUUUUAUCUGGGACCCAAUAGACGAGAGAUGGUAUAAGCACUACUGUGUGAUCAAGAAUAAGAUGUUAUAUUACGCAGAGGAAAAUGAACUAGAGGAGGACACAGAGAAGUCAUUGCAGAGCAGCACUGAACUUCAUCAGUCAGAGCCCUGGUUUCACGGCAGGAUGUCCGAGGGCAGACAGACAGCUGAAAGGUUGCUAAAAAAAUAUUGUGCUGAAACAGGGGGAGUCGAUGGAACGUUUCUGGUGCGAGAGAGCGACACGUUUGUCAAUAAUUGCACCCUCUCAUUCUGGCGCAGCGGACGAGUUCAGCAUUUCCGAAUCGGCUCCUGUAUAGACGGAGGUCACCCGGUUUAUUUUCUGACUGAUAACCUUCACUUCCCCAGUGUGCAUGCGCUCAUCGAGUAUUACAGAGAAAACUUUCUCCGCUGUAAGGAUUUCAAUCUGCAUCUCACUGAAUUUGUGCCACGACCAGACCAGCACCUGCAGGAAGGAUGGUUUUACAGUAACUUGAGUCGAGGUGAGGCGGAAGACUAUCUGAUGAGAAUCCCAAGAGAUGGGGCCUUUCUCAUUAGACAGAGAGAAGAUUCAGAUUCAUACGCCAUCACCUUCAGAGGUGAAGGGAUGGUGAAGCACUGUCGGAUACACAGAGCGGACUCUAUGUACGUGUUGGGCACCUCCAGCGAGUUCGAGAGCCUGGUGGAACUGGUGGAGUAUUUUCAUAAGAGGCCACUUUAUCGGAAGAUCAAGUUGCGUUAUCCUGUGACACCUGAACUAGUGGAUCGCUUUAGUUCGAUACAAAUAUCUGGUUCACUUUAUGAUUCUAAACAGUACGUGGAGGCCAAUGAGAAAGAGCCAUCGCUGCCCCAAAACACAGUGAAGGCCCUCUAUGAAUAUAGGGCCAUGCGGCCAGAUGAACUCAGCUUUAACAAGGGUGCAUUAAUUCAUAAUGUAACCAAGGAAGCCAAUGGAUGGUGGAAAGGAGACUAUGAUGGGAAUCUGCAGCAAUAUUUUCCUUCAAAUUAUGUAGAGGAAGUGGCAGAUUCUUCAUAUGAGGCCAACUACCAGACAGUUGAGGAGAAUCCAUUAAGAGACUUAUGUAAAGGGGUUGUGGACAUCUCACAGUGUACUGUAGUUUACUCAACCAAACAUGGCAAGCCUUCAGUUGUGACGCUGCAGUUUAAGGAAAAUAAAGAUAUGGUGCCGUUUGAUUUCGCCACUGAGACCACUGAGGAGCGGGAAGAAUGGAAUCAGGUGGUCUGCAAAAUCACCGGGAUAGAACAAAACCAAGCAGUUCAGAAACAGCAAAAGAGGAAGGACAAGACCAAAGGAAAGGUGGCCAGCGAGAUGUCUGAAUUGGCAGUUUAUUGCCAGCCUCGCAGCAAAGAUAAAGAAUGCUUUGACAAUUAUACCUACAAAGAGGUCCGAUCCUUUGUUGAGAGUAAGACACCUGCCAGAAGCAAGUCAAGUCAAUUCUUGGCAUAUAACCGCAAGGCCUUGAGUCGCAUCUACCCUAAGGGCCAUCGAGUGGAUUCCUCCAACUAUGACCCAUAUCCUCAAUGGAUGUGGGGCUGCCACAUGGUGGCACUUAACUUUCAAACUGCUGAUAAGUACACCCAGCUGAACAGCGCCCUCUUCAGUCUGAAUGGAGGAACAGGAUAUGUGCUCCAGCCUGAGCUGAUGCGUGCGGAUAAUUUUGACCCUUCUCAAGAGAAGAAGAAUGUCGAAUUCACCAUUACUAUUAGGGUGAUAGGAGCACGGCAUCUACCCAAACCCGGUCGCAGCAUCGUCAGCCCUUUUGUGGAGAUCGAACUGCGCGACCAAAGAGAUGAGAGCAAAUUUAAGACUUUUGUUUGCCACGAUAAUGGGCUAAACCCUGUAUGGCUUGGGCCGAACCAUCAGCCUUCAGAAGCAGUUACUUUCAACGUUUAUGAACCAGAACUCACAUUUCUUAGCUUUGUGGUCUUUGAGGAGGACAUGUUCUCUGACCCCAAUUUUCUGGCCCAGGCUACUUUCCCCAUCAAAGGCAUUCGGCCAGGCUAUCGGUCUGUCCCUUUAAAAAAUGGGUUUAGUGAAAACCUGGAGCUUGCAUCUCUCCUGGUAUAUGUUGAUAUACAGCAGGUGAAGGUAUAG
Molecule: messenger RNA, 3750 nt
Organism: Paramisgurnus dabryanus
Lineage: Eukaryota; Metazoa; Chordata; Actinopteri; Cypriniformes; Cobitidae
Source: RefSeq, a predicted model, not a curated record